AUGCCAGCCUACUCCAUUCAAAAGGAUCCCGCCUGGGUGCAAAAACCAGCGCCCGGCUCGUCUGUCCCUCCCGAGUCCAUCUUCUCCGACGACGACACCACCAUCGACGCUCGAGUCCUCGAUCAUCCAGACAUGCCUGCCAUACCGCCACUGAGGAUUCAGAAGUCCUACCAUCCUCCGUUCCAUGCACAUCCCGAGCAGAGCAUCACCGACAAUGGACCUCAAGUUCGACAGUCGAGACUGCCCAUCUUCAAGCAGGUGCGCUCAAUGCUGCACAAGCCCGCCGGAAACAAGGUCAAGUAUGAUGAGAUUUCGGGGAAUGUGAGCGACAAGGCACCUCGAGUCCAGCCCUCGACCUACAAGAGCCCUUAUGAAGGCGCCUUUGAAGUCGUUCGGGAUAGACGAUCUCCAACGCGAUUGCAGAAAAGCCCACCCAAGAGCAUCCGAAGCAUAUCGCCCGUCUCAAUGGUUGGUGAUGAUGCCGAGCCAGCGAGUCCAGGAGAGUCGCAGUGGGAGGAUGUGCCGUCGUCGCCCAUCUCACCUGUGUCGGAAGUCUCGCCUGACUACUACCGCAUCCCACUCGGACACUCACCCAUGCCCAUGAAUGGAUAUUCACUUCCCGAGACACCCUCCCACACCAAGACAGUGACUCGGAAAUCUGUGCCCAGCCGACACUCGAUCUCACCUGAAAACAUCCCACCACCCUCACGAGACAGCAACACCAGCGACAUUCAAGAGCACACAUACCGCGACCCGAAGAGUCACUUCAGUUGGACGACAUACGCAGGCUCAGUUGCACCAACACGACCCUCAUUCGAGACAGGCGGCUACCCAACUUCAAGACACAGCAAACAACCAUCAGGCGAAGCACCACUCCAGAGUCGAUUCAGCUGGAGCACCGUCAACACAAACAUGACGAACCAGAUCCGCCCUGACUCACCUCCGCCGAGCCCACCGCCACCUGUCCCCUCCAAAUUCAAGACCCUCCCCGUCCAGUCCAUCCUCUCCCGACACCGCCCCAUCCAGCGCGCAGAUCGAGAAAUCUGGACCCCACCACCACGAAAGACCUCCCUCCAAGACCCAGCAACCUACACCCCCCUCUCCGCCCGCUCCAAAGUCACCAUCACGCCCCGGGCCCUCGACACCACCACCCCAUCAUCAUCCUCAUCCGGCAAGAAACAACUCCCCCCACCCCCGGACCUCCUCACCCCCGUCUCCCCCAUGUCGCACCUCGAAACCCUCCUCGCCUCCGAACAGGACAAACAGCACCAACGCAUGAACAUCCUCAAAGUCAUCGACGAGCUGGAGAAGAAGGAGAAGGCGAGUCCGCUGGAGGUGUCGUUCGCGGAGUUAAGGGAGGCGAAGAAGAAGUUGGAGGAGUAUCGGGAGACGUUGGCGGAGGUGCUGUUGGAGGAGCGGGAGAUUGGGAUUGCGAUUUCGAGGGCGAGAAGGAAGGAGGGCGAGGAGGAGGGGUUGUGGGUUAGGCGGGUGACGGGGUGA
Molecule: messenger RNA, 1500 nt
Organism: Zasmidium cellare ATCC 36951
Lineage: Eukaryota; Fungi; Ascomycota; Dothideomycetes; Mycosphaerellales; Mycosphaerellaceae
Exons: 1
Coding region: 1-1500 (499 amino acids)
Source: RefSeq, a predicted model, not a curated record